Caenorhabditis bovis is the source of this 2049-nucleotide messenger RNA. NCBI's taxonomy places the organism in Eukaryota, Metazoa, Nematoda, Chromadorea, Rhabditida, Rhabditidae. The record is from the annotation of a GenBank genome assembly.
AUGGUGUCGAAUGAAUCGAAUGGUCAGAUGAAGAAUGGCAAUGGUAAAUGUCACGAAAAUGGGGCGAGCGCUGAACCACAACCGGUUUACUACAAACCUCCCGCCAAUUUGGAAACGUUUGAACUCAAAUUGAGAAAGAUUUUCGCGGAAAAGUACAAUACCCAAUUUGAAACCUACCAGGACUUCCAUAAGUUUAGCUGUGAGAAUUAUGACAUUUUCUGGGAGGAGCUUCUCAAAACCACCAACGUCAAACUUCAUCAACAAUACAAAAAAGUGGUCGAUAGAAACUUGAUGAUUAACCAAAAACCGAAAUGGUUCGAGGGGGCCACGUUGAAUUAUACGGAAAACGUGAUUGAGCGAGGAAAUGCCACCGAUAUUGCCGUCAUUAAUGCAAAAAUCGACGAAUCUCUUAAGGAAUACACAUACGAUGACUUGCGAAAGGACGUUUAUCGAAUUGCUACUUCCCUUAGAAAUUUUGGCAUCGGCCCUGGAGACACUGUUUGUGGAUUUGUCCCAAAUACUUAUGAAACCUUGGUGGCAGUGUUUGCUACAGCCGCCGUUGGUGCCGCCUGGUGCUCAGCUUCUGUUGAUUUCGGACCAGCUGGAGUUCUUGAUCGUUUCAGACAAGUCAAACCAAAAAUUCUGUUCACCGUUAACAAUAUUACUUAUAAAACGAUAGUGCAUAGUCAGACUCAAAAAAUUUUGGAAAUUGUCAAAGAGCUUCCUACACUUGAGAAAGUCAUUAUUUCGGAUUCUCUCACAGAUAUCAAAUUUAACAAAGCGGAUUAUGGAAAUUCUGAUAAAUAUAUUACACUAGAUGAGUUCAAAGCCCCACUCACUGAUGUGAUUCUUCCAUUUGUGUACACUCCGAUUCCAUUUUCGGAUCCCUUAUUCGUUAUGUUUAGCUCCGGAACAACUGGCAUCCCGAAAGCAAUGGUCCACACUGUUGGAGGAACUUUGUUGAAGCAUAUUGAAGAGCAUUUGGUUCAAGGUGAUGCCAAGAAGACGGACCGAAUGUUUUUCUACACAACAUGUGGUUGGAUGAUGUACAACUGGAUGAUCUCAUUUCUGUAUUGUAAAGGAAGUAUUGUGCUUUUCGACGAGUGCCCGUUCAUUCCAGAUCCACAUAUUCUCAUGAAGAUUGCUGCCAAAACCAAAUGUACCAUGAUAGGAAUGGGAGCAAAACUAUAUGAUGAGUAUCUCCGAUUGAAAAUUGAUUUCAAAAACCAAUAUGAUCUUUCUCUUGAGAUAGUUUACUCCACCGGAUCUCCAUUAAAGAAGGAUUGCUUUGCUUAUAUUAACACAUUUAUUGCUCCCGGGGCGUUGAUUGCCUCAAUUUCCGGCGGCACCGAUAUCAUCGGAUGUUUCGUCGGCGGCGUUCGCUCACUUCCGGUCGUACCAGGCGAGUGCCAAUGCAAAUUUCUCGGAAUGGAUAUUCGCUCGUUCAACGACAUGGAUGAGGAAAUCACGAGCUCUGAUGAGCAAGGCGAACUUGUAUGCGUGGUGCCAUUCCCAUCGAUGCCGUCACAUUUCUUGAAUGACACUGAUGGUACAAAGUACAGAGAUGCAUAUUUUGCAAGGUUGGAGCCAUAUUGGGCUCACGGUGAUUAUGUGCAAAUUAAUCAUAAAACUGGAGGAGUUGAAAUGCUCGGAAGAAGUGAUGCCACCUUGAAUCGUGGAGGAGUUCGCAUUGGAACCGCAGAAAUUUAUUCGAUAGUCGAAAAAUUCCCUGAAAUUGAAGAUUGCAUUGUAGCCGGCCGCAUAGUUGAGGAAGGUUGUGAUGAGCAGGUGCUUUUGUUCGUCAAGAUGGCCAAAGGUCAUUCGCUGACAAAUGAAUUGAUUAAUAAGCUGAAAGCCAAGUUGAGGAAUGACAUGUCGCCAAGACACGUUCCCAACAUGAUUUAUGCUGUCGAAGACAUUCCAUACACUUCUAGUGGAAAGAAAGUUGAAGUUGCUGUGAAACAAAUCAUCAACGGAAAACGAUUGCAAAAGGCUUCAUCGAUUCGCAAUCUGGAAUCCCUUGAUCAUUUCGCAAAAUACCAGCUCUAA